Molecule: messenger RNA, 4201 nt
Organism: Protopterus annectens (West African lungfish)
Lineage: Eukaryota; Metazoa; Chordata; Ceratodontiformes; Protopteridae
Product: dehydrogenase/reductase SDR family member 4-like
Exons: 8
Coding region: 193-1056 (287 amino acids)
Molecular function (GO): carbonyl reductase (NADPH) activity
Source: RefSeq, a predicted model, not a curated record
CUUGCGACUGUCGUGUCGCUUUUAAUUUAAGUUGUGUUGCAUAUUUUGUUUAAACAGUAAAUGGAUUUCUUAUAACACGUAAAGGUUCAGUUAUACAUCUCUUUAUGUAAAAUAAUAUUAAGUAAAGUGAAACGGGAUUCAAGGUCAAAAGUCCAGUACAAAGUUUGGGAAUACAAUAAAGUAUCAGAAAAUAUGCCUGCCAUUUUAAAGUUUAGAUUGGCAAUUCUGACUCAAACUCGAGCUUUAUAUAGGGCUUUCAAUUUUGUAAGGAUGCAGACCAGUGGGGCAGCAUAUUCAAGGGGUAUGCUGAAAGAGAAAAUAGCUAUCGUUACAGCUGCUACCGAGGGGAUUGGUCUAGCCAUUGCCCGACGCCUGGCACAAGAAGGUGCUCAUGUGAUAAUAAGCAGCCGUAAACAAGAAAAUGUGGAUAAAGCACUUACAGAGUUGAAGUCUGAAGGACUAAAUGUUUCAGGACGUGUUUGCCAUGUGGGGAAUGAAGAUCAUCAAGAAAAGCUAGUCAGCAUGACUGUAGAGCAGCAUGGUGGGAUUGACAUUUUGGUGUCUAAUGCAGCAGUAAACCCAUAUUUUGGCAAAGUUCUGGAUUGCAGCAAAGACGCAUGGCAAAAGAUAUUUGAUGUUAAUGUGACAGCAAGCUUCUUGCUGGCAAAACGAGUUGUUCCUCACAUGGAGAAACGAGGAGGUGGCUCCAUUGUGUUCAUAUCUUCUACUGCUGCUUAUCAUCCUUUUCCGAACCUUGGUCCAUACAGUGUUAGCAAGACUGCCCUUCUAGGGCUUACCAAGGCCAUAGCUCCUGAGGUUGGUUCCUUGAACAUUCGUGUGAACUGUGUUGCACCUGGGCUGAUCAAAACUAAAUUCAGCACACCGUUAUGGGAGAAUCCACAGCAAUUGGAAAUGAUAACAGCACAUUUACCUUUAGCAAGAAUUGGUCUGCCUGAGGAGGUUGCUGGUGCCGUGGCUUUCCUUUGCUCAUCAGAUGCUUCCUAUAUUACUGGUGAGACAUUUGUCGUGGGAGGUGGAGGACAUGCCAGGCUCUAAGAAGAUUCAAGAUAGUGGGGAAAAGCAGAAAAUAAAGAUGAUUUGGUGUUUUAAGGCAUAUUCUUGCUUUGCUUAUUGGCUUUAUGAAAUAUUUGCAAACUUUUGGCAGUUUCCUUCAUGAACUGUAAGUUGCUUGCCUCCAUUUGAAAUCGGUGUCCUGUUCCUAGGCCAAUACUAGGAAGUAUUGUCACUACACUACAGUACAGAGAACUGCUUUUGAGAAACGGUGCUGUAUGGUACCUGAAAGGUGUGAAAGUAGGAUUUCUGCUCUUUUUUUAUUGGCUGUAAUCGUCUGAGUCAUGUUUCCUGUGCUUACCUGUACAAGCUUUCAUUUUAAUAAGAAGUAGAAACUUGAUGGGCUCAGUGAUAUUGUUUGGGCUUGUCUAGAGUCAGACUAGUUCAUCACCUCAUUCGUAAGUAUUUUCACAUAUCUUUCCUCUUUGGCAGCCAGGUGUGAAGAUGGUAAAUUUUAAUCAGUUCAUAUGCACCAUAAUGCAUAGAUAUUUCAUUGUUCAUAAAUUUCAUUGUUUAUAGAUUAUACUGAACGAUGCGUUGGCACAAGUCCCAAAAAAGAUUGAUGUUGACUCACUUAGGGAAGUUUCAGCAAGUGCAGUUACCAUGAAGUUAAAUCACUUGAAGCAUUUUUCGGUGAACCUCACAGUACAUUCUUUUAGGCAAAAACCUUUUUUUGCCCCCAGACUGACAUAUUCCAGUGCCACAGUAGUUUAGCAGAGGAAAAAAGUGCAAACUCCAUCAGCACUAAAAGCAGCUUUCAGGAAAAUCACUUUACAUUAAUUGCACUUAUACAAACUGACACCCCCAAAACAGACUCAAGCAUUAGGUUUUGCCUAUUGUUUCUGCUUGUGCCAUUAGUGAACUUGUCUCCCAGUCCAUUGAACACCCAUCAGUUAAGAGCAAAUACAGAAACAGUAGUCGGUAAUUAUAGUGCAGAUGGACUUUACCGAACCAUCACACAAUCACAUUUCAGUGACUUAUGUGCUCAUCUAAAGCCCUUAUGAAUUGUUUUAAAUUCCUUAUCUUAUUUCCUUUUGCAUCCUAUACCAUUUAUUUACCAAAAUAUUUGAGAACCUGUUUUUAAAAUGUGUUACUUUGGGCUUAUACCUUAACCAUAACACAUUUUAGUGUUAAAUUCCUUUCUUAUCACAAAACAAGACUUUUCCUGACACAGCAGAUAACAAAGGGCAGGGUGGCAACAGAUGUGAGGGGGAGAAUUAUCACAAGAGUGCUUUAAAAACAAAAUAUGGUCUCUUGUCAGUAGUCUGUAUCCCACUAUCUCAUUUCUUCUCAGUUUAGAAAAAUACCCUUUGCACACACUCUUAUGUCCUUUUGUUUUGGUAACUAGUGUAGUAUUCAAAAUAGUAAUUUAGAUCUGAUAAUACUAUCACUGAUAACAAGUGUAAAUUCCUCCUUAUUUUGGAGUUCAGUAAUAUUUAAAUGCAAUGGAAGUUCCUUCUCUCCACUGUCAGAAGAGUUUUGCUCCUGUUAUAUUUAUGUGUUUUCCACAUUCAUUUAAUACAGUUGCAUAUUACAGAUUUGGAAUUUUUUGUUGUUUCAUAGCCACAUUCCUUAGCAGUACUUACCAUUUCAUUUCCCCUUUGUUACUUAUGUAAUCAUGACAAAGGGCCUGUCCAAAUAAACUAGUUUUUAUCAGUACGAACGUUUCCAGAACUUGUUACUUGCUACGUAUAUACCUGCAUCUUAUUACAAGUAUUUUUGGUCGCUGUAAUUACCAGUAUCUUAUCACAAGCAUUCUGCCUGGAACUCCACGGAAACUUUUUGGAAGUGACUUAUGUAAUCAUGACAAAGGGCCUGUCUUAGUCCUGAACUUUGAAGAAUAUCUCUCAGUACUCUGUAGUAAUCUGAUAGUUUGCCACUGAUGUUACAUACAGUCAUUCCCUUCACAAACCUGUGUAUCUUCUCAUUUGUAGUUUUCUCAUUUCCUCUUCCACACAAUUCUCCUGUCAUGUUAUCUCCAUUAAACAUUUACAUUCUGUUGCAUUGUACAUUUGACAACUUCAUGUAGAUACAUUAACAGAUGGCUCUAAAUAUAUGGGAUAGUUUAAUUCCUUGCAGGAAUUUGCUUGACUAGCCAAAGAGGAGCUUAAUUCCUGAAGCCAUAUUAAUAACCUUCUCUUUAGAUCCAGUGCUGUCAGCUGUUACUUCUUUUUAUUUUUCCAGAAUGGUUGGUUCCUGGCAGAGUCACACUAACAGGUUAGUAAUUAUCCGUCUCUUUUUUUUUUUUUAGUCUUAAAAACAAGGUAUAAUCCAAGCGUUCUUUUCUUCUGUGCAUUUUUUUAUAUUCAAGGAUCUCUCAGAUAAGCCAAGAUGUUCACAGAGCAGCUCGUCAGUAACUUUAAAGCCUUCAUGUCUAAACUAGGAUUGAUUUGAUGGAGGAAUUAGCUGGGUGGGGUAAGAGUGACCAGCUGAUGCUGGCUUGCCCUUCUGACGAAAGAUGACAGGCUUGUCCAUUCAGUGCUGACAUGAAGGAGAAGACAGAUGUUAUAGCAGGCAGUGCAAAUGAUGGGCAUACGAAUUCACCAAGCAGCACAUUUGCAUUCUUUAGUUGGCAUUAGGUAUGUGUAAGGAAGUACACCUGUAUCAUUGAGAUGGUAUUUGUAGAGCACAACUGUCAGGUAACCAUGGUGUAGCAUUUGCUAGGCCAGAAAAAAACCUGUGACUGUUGCAUACAUGACUACUGGAGACAUGGGUCAGCAGUCAUAGGAAGAAAAGGUGCAUAGAAGAAAGGGCUUUCUGGUGUGUUCUCACUAGUUCAGAAAUAUUUAAUUAGCAAAUUUUCCAAUGUUUGGAUAGCAUUCCUCCUAGCUCCUGUUUGCAUUGUAUUACUUUUUAUGUUAGCACAAUCUAUCUUCUCCAGUUUUCCUUUUAUAAACAUGUGUAAUUACUGUAGUGCAGUAUACUUGUACUGUAAGGUGCUGGAUUUAAUGUGCAAAUAUGGAAUAAUUUUCUCUUCAUUGUAUGGAUUAUAUUACAUCUGUAAUUGUCAAGUGUUCAGAUGUUUUGUACUCAUCAAGCUGGCCAUGAAUAUGGUCUAGUUGGAUAUGUGCUCUACCACAGAAAACAUAUGUAAAUAAAUAAGUAAAUAAAGCAGAAAUUCUACCUUUAA